Molecule: messenger RNA, 2571 nt
Organism: Eutrema salsugineum
Lineage: Eukaryota; Viridiplantae; Streptophyta; Magnoliopsida; Brassicales; Brassicaceae
Exons: 6
Coding region: 1-2571 (856 amino acids)
Biological process (GO): telomere maintenance; DNA repair
Molecular function (GO): DNA helicase activity
Source: RefSeq, a predicted model, not a curated record
AUGGAUAAUGAUGAAGACUCUAUGUCGGAAAGUGAGGAUGUGGAAAAAUCGAGGCCUGAGACCGUUGUUACUAGAACAGAUUUAUUGGAAUCAGUUAGUCCUGGUCUGAAAGAUGGAGAUAAACAUAACAAACAUGUGGAUGCAUUACGAAACGUUCGAGAAAGGUUUGAUCCUAACGAUGAUACAAGCCGGUUAAUGAUAAUUUUAAAGUGUGACAGGAAAAGCGAUGGAAGGACUGAGAAUCUACCAGCUACUAAUGAAGUUGCUGCAUUGAUACCUAAUGAUUUCAAUGGUGAGGUAGAUGCACGUGAUAUCAUCAUCGAGUGUAAAAAGACUGGGAAUCUCAAAAGGAUCAGUGAACUACAUCCUGCGUAUCUGCCUUUGCAAUAUCCAUUAUUGUUUCCCUAUGGUGAGGACGGGUUCAGACUUGGUAUCGAUAUUGGUUUUGUAGAUACCCAAGGGAGGAAAAGGUUGCAUAUUACUAUGAGAGAGUUUUUUGCUUACCGCAUACAAGAGAGGGUUGGUGAGUCACCAAUCAUCCCUUUAUCUGGAAGAUUGUUCCAGCAGUUUUUAGUGGAUGCGUACACGAUGAUUGAGACUAAUAGACUACGUUUCAUAUCAAUGAAUCAGUCUAAACUUCAUUGCGAAAAUUAUGACAAAAUAAAGAAAACUGUUGAUGGAGGUGACAUUGAUCUUUCUGACAAGGGUAAACGUAUUAUUAUACCUUCUUCUUAUACUGGUGGUACAAGGUAUAUGGUGCAACAUUAUCUAGAUGCGAUGACUACUUGCCAGCAUUUUGGUUUUCCGGAUCUUUUCAUAACCUUUACGUGUAAUCCCAAAUGGCCUGAGAUUACCAGGCACCUAAAAAGACAUAACUUGAAGCAAGAUGAUAGACCAGAUAUAUGUACGCGAGUGUUCAAGAUGAAACUAGAUGAUCUCAUGCACAGGCUCACCAAAGAAAAUGUGUUAGGUGUCGUAAAAGCCGCGAUCUACACGAUUGAGUUUCAAAAACGGGGGCUACCUCAUGCACUCAUCGUUCUUUUUUUAGAAGCUGGUCACAAGCUACCAACUGGUGAUGACAUUGAUAAGAUAAUAUGUGCUGAGAUUCUUGACAAGGAUAUUGAUCCAGCGCUGUAUGAGAUAGUAGGAGAUGUUAUGAUGCAUGGUCCAUGUGGUGCUUGGAAUAAGGAUAGUGUUUGCAUGGCUGAAGGAAAAUGUACAAAGUAUUUUCCAAAACCUUACAGUCCGAUCACUAAAAUAGAUGAUGUUGGAUAUCUUAUAUACAGGCGACGUAAUGACAAGAAAGUUAUCGUUAAAAAGGGUAUUGAAUGUGAUAAUGGAUUUGUGGUUCCUUAUAAUAGGAGUCUCACACUGCUUUAUAGGGCUCAUAUCAACGUCGAAUGGUGUGUACAAUCUCGAUCAGUAAAGUAUCUAUUCAAAUAUAUUCAUAAAGGUGCUGACUACAUUCGUGCAACUGUCAAGAAUGAUGAUAAAGAAAACGAGAUUAAGAAACACUUCAAUUGUAGGUAUGUAGCACCUUCGGAGUCUACGUGGAGAAUUUUCCGUAAUCAUACUCACCAUCGCACGGUUUCUGUAAUUAAACUACCCUUUCAUUUACCGAAUCAGCAAAUGGUCAUAUACAACGAGGAUGAUCCAGGUGACGAGGUUAUUAAUCGUGUCUCAGUUGGUACGUCAAAAUUCAUUGCUUGGAUGGAGUGCAACGAUAUGUAUGAAUUGGCGAGGACGUUAACUUAUGCGCAAUUUCCUACGAGAUUGGUGUGGAAUAACACAAAGAGAAUAUGGACGCCACGAUCAAGGAGAGUUGCUCUUGGUAGAAUCACGUACGUACCCAUUGGGGCAGCUGUUAGUCUAUCUCAGGAGCAAGUUAAAGACUUUACUCUGGUCGAAAUAGAACUUCUUUUACGUGUAAGUGGGAGAUCCUUAAAAGAAUUCACACCUAUGCCGUUUCCUGAAGAUAUUACUCUGGAGUCACGUGAUAAUCCUCUUAUUCGGGAUGAGAGGAAUUACAAUCGUGAAACUCUUAGAGUAAGAAACGAGCAGAUGUUAGCCAUUGUAACAAGUGAACAGAGAAGUGUUUAUGAUGAGAUACUAGAAGCAGUAAAUAAGAACAAAGGAGUUAUGUUCUUUGUUUAUGGUUCUGGAGGUACUGGUAAAACUUAUUUGUGGAGUCUAUUAGGAUCUGCUCUACGUUCCCAAGGUGAUGUUGUUCUCAAGGUUGCAUCGAGCGGGAUUGCUGCGUUGUUAUUAGAAGGAGGUCGAACUGCGCAUUCAAGAUUUGCAAUCCCUAUUGUGGUUAAUAAGUUUACCUUCUGUUCAAUCAAGAAGGAGUCGAAUCUUGCCGACCUGAUAAGGAUUGCUAAACUCAUUAUAUGGGACGAGGCGUUGAUGAUGAGUAAAGACUGUUUUGAGACUCUAGAUAGAACGAUGCGUGAUAUAUUAGAAGUUGAUAAGCCCUUUGGUGAUAAGGUCAUUGUUUUAGGAGGGGAUUUUAGGCAAAUAUUGCCAGUGAUUCCAAAUGCCGGAAGACAGAGAUACUUAUGGCCACUUUGA